AGAUUACAUAAUCAUUGUGUUUGUAUAUAAAAAAAACUAGUCUUCAUUAAUGUUUGUUUUUAGAAUCUAGUGCGGGAUGUUGCUUAGCCACAAAGAAAAAUUGCUGUAAUAUUGGCCGCAUAAACUUGGGAAAUAAACCCGGAUUCGGUAGUUGCGUCACUCUGAACAAUGUCUGCUGAGGAGAAUGGCGAGGUCGGGUCGAAGAAGGGAAUCGACCUGGACGACAUCCUGGUGGAGGAGGUGGGGCAGGUGGGGCGCUACCAGCUGACCGUCCUCGCGCUCGUCGCCUUCCCUGUCAUAUUCUCUGGAUUCACGACAGAAUACGUCUUUACGACAGCUAGGAUACCCACCAGGUGUCUAAUCCCACAAUGUGACGGCCAAGAUCCAGAGUUUAGUCCGCCAUGGCUCGCGAGCGCGCUGCCGGUCGCCAGCGGCGGCUUCGAUCAGUGCGCCAGGUUCAGCAACAGCAGUCUCCAAGACCCCGACGCAGCCGAGGCAUGCCCUGCCUCGUGGUUCGACAACUCCACCGUCGUGGCCUGCGACCAGUAUGUGUACGAGAAUACGUAUAGUGUUGUGUACGAAUUCGGGCUGGCGUGCGACGAGUGGCGCCGGUCGCUGAUCGGGUCGGUGCGCGUGAUGGGUGACCUGCUGGUGCUGCCUCUGACGGGCUACGUGUCGGACCGCUGGGGCCGGCGCGUGGCCGUCACCAUCAACGCCUUCAACCUGGCCUGGACCGGCUUCGCACGAUCCUUCGUCAACAGCUACGAGUGGUUCUUAGCUAUGGAGGUGCUUGAGUCUGCUAUAGGUGCCGGGACUUACUCUUCUUGCUAUAUUUUAGUUGCGGAGAUGUUUGGCCCCAAAUACCGUGUGAUAACAGGUGCAUCACUUUCAACAAUGUUUGCGAUCGGCCAAAUAAUACUGAGCUUCAUAGCGUGGGGCGUUCCCGCGUGGAGGACUCUGACUCGGGUCGUCUACGGCCCGUUACUGCUCGUCAUCUCAUAUUAUUGGCUGCUCACCGAAUCUGUGCGAUGGCUGAUGAGUAAAGGUCGCUAUGAAGAAGCGGAGGCGAUCUUAAGAAAAGUGGCUCAAAGAAAUAAAAAAAAAUUAUCUGAUAAAUCUCUUGAAGCGUUUCGAGAGUCUGUAGAAGCAGAAAAAAAUAUAGUAAAGCCUAAAGAAGUAUGGCUACCGCUUCAAGUAUUAAGAUCCCCAGUAAUUUUGUCUCGGUGUUGCGUAACUCCAAUUUGGUGGAUAACUACCACUUUAGUAUACUACGGGAUGAGCGUAAACGCAGUAAACCUCUCAGGAAAUUCUUACCUCAAUUAUGCAAUUGUGGCAGCAGUAGAAAUUCCUGGUUACUGGACAGCAAUAUUAUUGUUGGAUAGAAUCGGAAGAAAAGCUAUGAUGAUUUCGGCCUACGGAUUGUGUGCAAUUUGUCAAUUUACAUUUGCCUUUUCAUCUUCAGAAAUGGAAGGACUAAACUUGGCGGUGUACCUGAUCGGCAAGUACAGCAUCUCGAUCGUGGUGACGUCGAUGUACGUGUACACGGCCGAGCUCUACCCCACCAAGUACCGCCACAACCUGUUCGCCUUCUCCUCCAUGAUCGGCAGGAUCGGCUCCAUCACCGCACCACUUACACCAGCUCUGGCUUUGACGGUAUGGGCCAACUUGCCGUCGGUGCUGUUCGGCAGCUUCGCGCUGCUGUCGGCGCUGCUGGUGCUCACGACGCCGGAGACGCUCGGCACCAAGCUGCCCGACACCAUGCGCGACGCCGAGGACCUGGCCAGCAGAAAGAUCUCGACUCGCAAGCACUAGCAAUGCAUUAU
Ostrinia furnacalis (Asian corn borer) is the source of this 1823-nucleotide messenger RNA. RefSeq names its product organic cation transporter protein-like. Gene Ontology annotation, cellular component: membrane. The coding region runs from base 169 to 1812 and encodes 547 amino acids. Gene Ontology annotation, biological process: transmembrane transport. The transcript has 7 exons. The record is from RefSeq and is a predicted model, not a curated record. Gene Ontology annotation, molecular function: transmembrane transporter activity. Lineage: Eukaryota; Metazoa; Arthropoda; Insecta; Lepidoptera; Crambidae.